Molecule: messenger RNA, 321 nt
Organism: Trifolium pratense (red clover)
Lineage: Eukaryota; Viridiplantae; Streptophyta; Magnoliopsida; Fabales; Fabaceae
Exons: 1
Coding region: 1-321 (106 amino acids)
Source: RefSeq, a predicted model, not a curated record
AUGACGAACACUGUGAAGCUAAUCAACACGCUGAUCGGACAAAGUGGUAAGGAUGUCAAAGCAUUAACACAUUACAAAAUGUGUUUGAAAGAAUUUGUUAAUGAUGGGGGUGCUCUUUUUGUGCUUGGGAACGUAGAAAGAGUUUUGAAUGAAGGAAAUUAUCAUCUUAUGAGUGUUGGAGCUAAUGAUAUAAUGCAAGACAUUAGAAAUUGUAUUUAUGAUACUAGUUAUCAUGAUACUUCUUCCCUUCCAAGUUAUGGUGAAGUUGCCUUGCAAAUUGAUCAAAUUAUUCAAAUUAUAGCAGGAUUAUUUACUGCUUAA